CAGUCCUGCGGGGAGCAAGGGAACUACAUCUCCCGUGAUGCCGAGCGGCCUGUGCAGAGCGCCGCAUCCAAUGGCAGCGCGGCGUUUUGGGCGCUGAACGCGCUGCCGGGGCCUUUGUGCGGCAGCGAGAGAAAGGGCAAUAACAACCUGGCGAGCGGCGGCCCCAGAGCCUGAGCUCCCCGCCUGGCCCGGCCUGGCCGAGCCUCUCCUCAGUUCCUUAGCAACGCACAGCCAGCACCGUCAUCCCCGCCCAAGAGCCGAGAAUGGAGUGCCAGGCAGCUCAGCAACACCGGAGCUGAGGCACUGAGUGAGCAGUUCCCUUUAAACUGGAAGCGGCCUGGACAUCCUGUCCCCCUUACUGGACUAAUUUAGUGUGAAUCCCCAUCAAGCUGAGCCUCACUGGGUCUGAUUAGAAUGGAACAAACCUCAGGCUCAACAGGAGAGAGGGAAAGUUGAGGAUGCUGGGGCAACACGAUGGAUUUCUCCUUCACAUUCAUGAAAGGUAUCAUGGGAAACACGAUUCAACUGCCACAACAACUUAUUGAUUCAGCCAAUAUGAGGCAGGUUCCUGACGUCCUGAAUGCCAGUGGUGGCAUUGGGGAAGACAGAGGGCAAUCGUAUGAGGCUUCCCUGCAACAAGGCUUUACCUAUCCUGCUUCUGGAGCUGAUGCUAUUCCACCAGUCACCAAUGGUUACUCAACUGUUAAUAUGUAUGAAUCACCAGGAAAAUACCCAGCAUAUUCCCAACUCCCCAAUGGCUCUGUCAAUGGCUACGGCACUUAUAGGAAUUUUGGCUCCAGUGACUUUUACUUGGGGGAAAACUACUUGGUCAAACAGCCGGAAAUCCAGGAGAAAGUGCCUUCUCCGCCUGUUCCUGAACCUGUGACUCCGAAGAAGACGGGCUCUCCAGAGAUCAAGCUGCGAAUAACUAAAACUUACCACAAUGGGAAGACGCUAUUUGAGUCCUCGCUCUGCGGAGAUCUUCUAAAUGAGCAGCAGGCUCUGGCUGCUGAAUCUGCAGUGGCCCGCAAACAAAAAAGGGAGAAAAAGAAGAGAAGUAAACAUGACUCGGUCAGUGCUGAGAGGCAGGAACAUAAAGCCAUCAAGGUGGAGCAUGUGGAAUGCAAGACGCACUGUGGAAGCUCUGUAAAUAAGGCCCAUCGGUUACCGGACUCUGGGAAUCAGACAGAAGUUUCAACAUUUUACCAGGUUGGAGAUUUAGUGUGGACAAAGGUCGGUACUUAUCCAUGGUGGCCCUGUAUGGUGUCCUGCGAUCCAUUGCUGCAGAUUUAUACCAAGAUCAACACAAGAGGUGCUCGUGAAUACCACGUACAGUUUUUUGGGACGGUGCCAGAAAGAGCCUGGAUCCACGAGAAGCGAGUAGCCGCCUACAAGGGACGUUCACAAUACGAGGCUCUUGUAGCAGAAACUGUCAGACAAGCCAGCAAUGCUGCAGAGAAGCAAAAGAUUCUGAAGCCCAUUGCACAAAGAAUCCGCCCUCAGUGGGAUGUUGGCAUAUCUCAAGUUGAAGAUGCAUUGAGAUUAUCUCGGGAGGACAGGAUAGAACAGUACACCUUUAUUUAUGUGGACCAAAAGCCUGAUUCAUCAGCAGACACAACGGCAACGUCAUUAAAUGUCGACGCACAGAGAAAUGGACCACAUGAAAAUGUGUCUAGUCCUCCAGGUGAACGGACAGCACUGCAGAGAGCCGUUUGUGCAACCCCUGCUUCUAAUCAUGCAGUUCAGCAUGCACACGAGGGACACGCAGAUAUCAAAGAGCCUGCUCCCAAAAUGACGUGGAGAACGGCAGCAGCUAGAAAAUCCCUGCCACCUUCUCUUUCAAACCUCAAAGGGAACCAGGCUGAGAAAAGAAAUGGUGGCAGCCCUGUCUGUGAGGUGUUGCCAGUAAGAAAAAAUGAUCAGAAGGGAAUGAAUAUUAAGGCAGAGCCAUCACCGAGAGAAGUGGAUGAAGCUCUGGUUACACCGUUCAGCUUACGCGGUGAGAAACGGGAAGUGGAGUCUCUGCACUCGUGUUCACAUGGAGAGGCACAGUCUGCUUCAUCAGAAAGGAAACCACAAAGAAGGUCAGUGAGAAGUCGCUCUGAAUCUGAGAAAUCUGUCGAGGUUGUACCAAAAAAGAAAAUGCGAAAAGAACAGAUGGAAACUAUUCCAACAACAGCAGAGGCUAUAUGUCUACAGAGAGGCGCAUCACUACCCCAUGCACAUGGAGUAAUGUUCAGUUCCGCCCUGCCAGGUGCCAGUGAACUUUCUGAUUCCUGCAAGCCGCUUAAAAAACGUAGUCGGGCCUCCACGGACAUGGAGAUGGCAAGUCCAGGGUACAGAGAGAUUAACGAUUCCGACUCCAGGGGACUGCUGCAUGAGGUUGGCUUGGAGAAGAGGCUGGACAGUCCAGUAGUUCCUCCUGAUGCAGAUGUCUCAGAUGAAACGUCAAUGGAUUCGUGUUUAUCCAGGCGUGGUGCGGGAUCAUCAAAAAAGGACAGCAUCUGCCAGAUCUGUGAGAAACCUGGAGAGUCUCUUGUUCCCUGUGAGGGAGAGUGCUGCAGAGUCUUUCACAUAGAGUGCCUUGGGCCGGCAGAACUACCCAACGGGAAGUUUACGUGUAUGGAAUGUACGACAGGAAACCACACUUGCUUUUCUUGCAAAUUAUCGGGAAAAGUUGUAAAAAGGUGUUCAGUGAAUUCAUGUGGAAGAUUUUACCACGAAUCUUGCCUGCGGGGUUAUUCUUCGGCCAUGUUUGAAGGAAAAGGAUUCCGAUGCCCUCUCCACUGCUGUUCGUCGUGUUUGGCAGACAACCGGGAAACGGCUAAAGCAACCAAAGGUCGUAUGAUGCGCUGCUUACGAUGUCCUGUGGCCUACCACACGGGGGAGAGCUGUAUCGCAGCCGGUAGCCUGGUUCUUUCACCCCACAGCAUCAUUUGCAACAACCAUUCCAGCUUGAAGAAGAGCAGUCGUGCAUCUUUACAAGUAAACGUAAGCUGGUGCUUUAUCUGUGCCCGAGGGGUAAUUGACCAAGACCAAUCUGAAACCCUUAUCAGUUCAUAUACAUAUAAGUCGCACUACCUCCUGAGCGAGUCAAAUCGUUCGGCUGAGUUGUUGAAAAAACCUAUGAUUCCUCCCUCACCAUCAACUACAGUAAAGAAAUGUGUAAAAGGUGGCCGCCUGUUGUGCUGUGAAACGUGUCCAGCUUCUUUCCAUCCCGAAUGCCUGAAUAUUGAGAUGCCAGAAGGGAACUGGUAUUGCAACAAUUGUAAGGUUGGCAAGAAAUCGCGGUACAAAGAAAUAGUCUGGGUCAAGCUGGGCAUCUACAGGUGGUGGCCAGCUGAGAUCUGUAAUCCCAAAUCUGUGCCACUUAACAUUCAAGCAAUGAAGCACCAUAUUGGAGAAUUUCCCGUGCGUUUCUUCGGAUCGAACGAUUAUUAUUGGGUGCAUCAGGGCAGAGUCUUUCCUUACUUGGAAGGGGACAAGGGCAACGUGUCUGAUGGUCGAGCAGGCGGCAUCAAUGAGAUAUUCAAGAAAGCACUGGAAGAAGCAGCUAAACGAUUCCAAGAGCUGAAAGCACUGAAAGAGUGCAAGGAAGCACUAGAAAAUGAACGCAAUGAAAGAAAGCCACCUGCAUAUAGAUUCAUUAAAGCAAACAAGCCGGUUGGGAAAGUACAGAUUCGCAUUGCGGACAUGUCCGAAAUUCCCCGGUGCAACUGUAAACCCACUGAUGAGAACCCUUGCGGGCUGGACUCUGAAUGUCUGAACCGAAUCUUGAUGUACGAGUGCCAUCCCGCUGUCUGUCCAGCCGGAGAAAAGUGUCAGAACCAGUGCUUCUCUAAGCGGUUGUACCCGGACUCGGAGCUUGUGAGAACGGAUGUGCGAGGCUGGGGCCUCCGCACUAAAGUCGACAUUAAAAAGGGGCAAUUUGUAACAGAAUAUGUUGGUGAGUUAAUUGAUGAGGAAGAAUGCAGAAACCGCAUAAAGCAUGCUCACGAAGCCAAUAUUACCAAUUUCUAUUUGCUGACCUUAACCAAGGAUCGCAUCAUCGAUGCUGGACCCAAAGGGAAUUUAUCGAGGUUCAUGAAUCACAGUUGCAAUCCAAACUGUGAGACGCAAAAGUGGACGGUGAUGGGUGAUGCGCGUGUCGGACUCUUUGCACUCUGCGAUGUACGGGCAGGUUCUGAACUCACCUUCAAUUAUAAUUUGGAUUGCUUGGGCAAUGGAAAGACUGUGUGUAAAUGUGGAGCUCCCAACUGCAGUGGAUAUCUCGGUGUGCGUCCAAAGACUGCUGCUGCAACGGCAAAUGAAGAAAAGGCAAAGAAUGCAAAGAAAAAAUUGAAGAAACGCAAAACCAAGAUGGAUGUCAGGAAAAUGCACGAGGACUAUUGUUUCCGUUGCUGUGACGGAGGGGAAUUGGUGAUGUGUGAUAAGAAGGAUUGCCCCAAAGCAUAUCAUCUCUCCUGCCUUAACCUGACCAAACCCCCAUUUGGAAAAUGGGAGUGCCCCUGGCACCACUGCAACGUCUGUGGCACAACGUCCACCUGCUUUUGCGACUUCUGCCCAAGCUCCUACUGCAGGGAGCACCAGAAGGGAGCCCUGACCACCUCGGCACUGGAGGGCCGCCCCUGCUGCUCCGAGCACGACCCCAGCUGCCCAGCAGAAUUUGUCUUGUCUUCCUCCGUCAGUCUUCAGAACAACUCGGCAGCAGAGGACACCGGCGAGGAGACCAACGAAUGAAACACCUUCUGUACGGGGACGUGGAGGACUGUAAUACUGAUCGGGGCCACCUUUAGUGUUCAACUAUGAGGGGCUCUGAGGACUGUCAAACAUGAGGUGGUGAACUCGGAGGUAUUGAGGGAGUAAGUAAAGAUGACCAAAAGAUUGUUUUGAUGUUAUUUUGGUUUGGUUACUAUUUUGGACACCUUAAUGUGACAAAGCUGGUAUUUACUCUUGAAGAAUUAUUGUCACAAUUGGGAAAUAGUGUUCUAAAUUGUCUUUUUUAUUUCUAAAUUGCAAGUUGUAUUGUUGUACUUGUGUCAGAUAUUUGAUGUCGGAUGGAACCUCGCCUGUCCCACUAAAACCAAAAUCUAAGGAUAAUGUUAUGUAACUUGUUUAAAUAAUGUUUAAAUUAACCACAGCCGGGUUUGGGGAGCAACGUGUGGGGAAGGGUACGAGGAUGACAAGGUUCAUUGGGGUCGUGAUGGGGAAAGAGGUGCUCGCUCCCUAAAAUGGAAGGUGGAUUUUGUACAGCACUUAUAGUUAGUUUUAAAGAUCUUUGCAGUGGGCCAGAAUCUGCUGGGUACAGUCGGAGAAAAUUAGAAUCGUUGUAAGGUGGGGUGAUAAGCCGCCAUGGGAACAGGUUGAGAGCCUCAGUGUAUUUGUUAGGGCAAGGAGGAAAAGAGAAAGGGGUUUUAAUCCCUGUAUGUUGGGCAGUAGCAACUGAUGCAGUGGUUUACUUGAGGUUCAGAGAAGGCAAACCUUUAGUUCUGGGCCUUUCGGCGUUGACUAAAACACCUCCAGAAUUUGCUCCUGGUUCUGACUUGUAAUAUUUACAGUUGUUUCUCCACCUCUAUAAGUGAGCAUUCUAAUUCGAGUUUUGCUUUUUGAAGUUCAUAUUAUGUGUUAUUGGCACUACCAUUACGGCUACAGUUUGACAGACGUGAUUUUAUUAUUUUUAUACAUUUAUAUGUAAAAAGCAAAAUUAUGAAAGAAAAAUAUCAUGUUUUUUUUAAAAACUGAAACUUAAAAUGCCAUCUUUGUUCUUAAAAGAAUGAGUGUUUUAUGAACAAAUGAAACGCUCAACUAAUUGAAAGUAUGCCUAGAAUCAUAGAAUCAUUAUCAUGCAGCAAGAUGCCAUCAAGUCUGUGCAGCCCUUAAAGGGCUGUCUGUUUUCUCCCCCUUUCUUAUUAUUGCAUCUGUUACCAGAACCCUUUCAAACAUGCUAUUCAUAAUCAGUUUUCCUUUUCUUCCUUUGUCUCUCUCCUGCAUAAACCUAUCCAUCAUUUUUGAACAAUUUCAUUAAAUUUCAAUCUAUGAUUCUAUUAAGUACUUCUGUAUAUAAUGUGCAUUUAAAUAUGUCUGUAUAUCUAAAAUAACCUUCUCGUUCUGAGACUAGAACUGGUAGAAUAAACGUGAUUUUUGUUUUUCAGCAUUA
Leucoraja erinaceus (little skate) is the source of this 6157-nucleotide messenger RNA. It is a transcript of the gene nsd3, whose product is annotated as nuclear receptor binding SET domain protein 3. The coding region runs from base 475 to 4740 and encodes 1421 amino acids. The transcript is spliced from 23 exons. Gene Ontology annotation, biological process: regulation of DNA-templated transcription. Lineage: Eukaryota; Metazoa; Chordata; Chondrichthyes; Rajiformes; Rajidae. Gene Ontology annotation, cellular component: nucleus; chromatin. Gene Ontology annotation, molecular function: histone H3K36 methyltransferase activity; protein binding. The record is from RefSeq and is a predicted model, not a curated record.